This is a messenger RNA of Aspergillus thermomutatus, 1500 nucleotides long. RefSeq names its product SUMO ligase MMS21. Gene Ontology annotation, molecular function: zinc ion binding; SUMO ligase activity. Lineage: Eukaryota; Fungi; Ascomycota; Eurotiomycetes; Eurotiales; Aspergillaceae. The record is from RefSeq and is a predicted model, not a curated record. The transcript has 2 exons. Gene Ontology annotation, biological process: protein sumoylation; double-strand break repair via homologous recombination. Bases 1 to 1500 code for a protein of 499 amino acids. Gene Ontology annotation, cellular component: nucleus; Smc5-Smc6 complex.
AUGUCAGCAACACCCGACACAAGACGACACCGACACGCACCGCGCAGCGACCGCACAGGCACAAACGCAAGCGCCAGCGCCAGCGCCAGCGGAAACCGACACGCUCACACUCGAGCCUCAACCCCUCCCCUCCCAGCCUACGAGCCGCCCAUCGCGCCCCUAAACGCCGCGGGCCACAAUGCGAUCAUCGCCCUCCUCAACUCGCAAUCCCUCCGACAGCUGACAACGCACGUCCAGCGCGCGGAGGAGAAGCUCACUGAUUCCGCGGGGGAAGUCAACGAGCGGCUUACCGAUGCGCGGGUGCGGUAUCAGAAGGAGAGGGCGCGGAAGCGGAGAAGGGCGAAUGGGGAUUUGAAGACGGAGACGCCUGCUGCGGAUGGUGUGGGAGAGAAGGAGGAGGAGGAGGGUGAUGAUGAUGAUGAUGGGGAGGAGAUAAACCGGCUUGCGCAGUUGGAGGAGCAGGUUAAGAGUAUUACGGAGGAAUUGGAGGCACGGAUGCGGCAGACGAUCGAUGCGGAGGUGAAGCUGGAGGGGUUGAGGGGGGUGCUGGCGGAUAUGGCGAAGGAGGCGGAGGAGGCUACCGCUGCGGGCGCUGGGGCUGGGGGACGACGGAGCCGGCGGCCGAGGCGAAGACGCGACGAUGACGAGGAGGGCCCCGAAGAUGGUGGUGAUGAGGACUACGAAGCGACGCCUGAGCGGGAGAUGACCGGUGUCCCGCCUAGCCGGCGGCUAGGGCAGAAGCUGGGCGAGGAGUCGGCGCGGUGGACUGGUCAAUCCUUGACGCAGAGAUACUCCACAAACAACGCCUACGUCGGCUUCUACCGCAUCGUCCACGACGCCAGACACCCCGGCGAUGACAUCCCGCCCCUCCCACACGCCUCCACUUGGUUCGCCCACAUGGAAGACCCCAGCGUAGCUUCCACGGCCGACCAGACAUCGUCCCGACGCACCCGCCAACGCCGGAGCCCCUCGCCCGCAGACUCGGACGAGAUCGCCAUCGAGCGCGAGCGCAUCUCUCUCAAAUGCCCCCUCACCCUCCUCCCCUUCCGGGACCCCGUCACCAGCACCAAAUGUCCGCAUAGUUUUGAGCGCGAGGCUAUCACCGAUAUGAUCGCGCACAGUUCCACAAGCGUGCCUGGGGCCCCGUCAGGCGGCCGGAGAAGCCGUAUUCGCUCCGUCAAGUGUCCUGUCUGCUCGGUUGUGUUGACCGCGGAAGAUCUGCGCAGUGAUCCUGUCCUGCUGCGUAGAGUGCGUCGCGCCGAAGCAGCGUCACAGCGGGAAGCGGAGGAUGAGGAGCUGGCUGCUGAUGGGAAUCGCAGGAGGCGGCCUCGGGAAGGGCGCAAGAGUGGUAUCACUGUUGCAAGCGAUGAUGGAGACUCGGAAGAUCAGGGGGAUAGCAGGCAUCAGGAGACAGCCGGUGAUGCUGUUCGGAUCAAGCAGGAAAGAGCCUUGUUGCAGGCUCAAAGUAUGCUGUCAGAUGACAUGGAUGACGACGAGUAG